Messenger RNA from Struthio camelus australis, 3639 nucleotides. The record is from RefSeq and is a predicted model, not a curated record. Lineage: Eukaryota; Metazoa; Chordata; Aves; Struthioniformes; Struthionidae.
GGGACUCCUGCGGACCCACAUCUAGGUCCCCUCCUACCUGCUCUGGGGCCGAGACCCCCUAUACUUACUCCUGCAACGUCCAUAAGGGCUCCUGGGGCCGAGGGCUCCCCCCUGUACCCGCUACUGGGACUCCCCAUAGCCACCUGCAGGGUGGAGUCCUCUCUGUAGCUGCCCCUGGGGCUGCUGUUGUCCUCUACCCACUACUGGGAUCCCCCCAUAACUGUCCCCAGGGGGAAGGAUUCCCCCCAGUACCAACCCCCGGGGAUCCCCCAUGACUGCCCUUGGGGCUAGGACCCCCUAACAGCAGUCUCUGGGGCUGGGAGCUUCCUACAGCUGCCCGCAGGGCUGGGGACUCCUCCGUUAACUGUCCCCUGGGGGCUGGGAGCCCCCGGUAGCCACCUGUGGGCCUGCUAGCAGCAAUCGGGGCGACUCCUUGUUGGCAGUGGCCCAUCCUUGCUGAUACCCUGCUGCGGGUCCCUCUCUCCCCGCUGUCAGGAUGCGGAUAGUGGAUGACGAUGUCAGCUGGAAUAGCAUUGCUGUGGUCCAGGAGAAGGAGGAGGAAGAGGAUGAAGGGGAUAUGCCUGUGGUGGCAGAAUUUAUUGAUGAACGUCCUGAAGAAGUGAAGCUUAUGGAGGAAUUCCGAUCAAAUACGAAAUGGAAACUUUUAGGAGAACAGAACGAAGAUUCGCAAAGCUCAGAUCUUUCAGUACCUGCCAAAUGUAUUACAAGGAAACAACGCCAUGACUCCCUGGAUGACUCCCCGCCAAGGCGACUGCGGCACGACUCCCCAGAUCCGUCCCCUCCCAGGCAAGAGCAAUGCGACUCCCCCGACCUGUCGCCGCCGAGGCGGAAGCGCCACGACUCCCCCGACCUGUCGCCGCCGAGGCGGAAGCGCCACGACUCCCCCGACCUGUCGCCGCCGAGGCGGAAGCGCCACGACUCCCCCGACCUGUCUCCAAAGAAAGUCAGUUCAGCAAUGGGAAAAAAAGCCUACAAAGCCACAGACAAGUCGCUGUCAGGGGGAGUCCAAGGAGAGCAAUCUCAUCUCAAGCACAGCUUCUCUGACAAGUCCUUAUCACGUCAGAAACGGAAUGUUACUCCGGAUCUGUCUCCUCCCCGGAAAAACAAAUAUGAUUCUGACCUAGAGUCAUCACCACCUCAGAAAAAGAGGACCGGGUCACCUACUCUGAAAAAGCAGAGUGGAACUAGAGGUGCUUCUCCAGCUACUAAAAAGCUCAGGCAGAUUCCCUCACCUCAGAGGUGCGCGAAACAUGACUCUGAUUCUUCAUCUCCACGGAGGAGUUCCCGGAACGCCUCAGAUGCAGACCUUUCUCCCCAACGGAAGAAUCGCGGCCUAGGCCUAUUACGCCCUGACUCCCCUAAACGUGGUCCUCUUAAUAAGAAUCAGAGCAAGCCUUCAGACUCUGAUUCAUCUCCUCCACGAAGGACGUUACCAGCUGGAAAGGAGCAGCACGGUUCAAGGAGUCCUCCUGAUGUCUCGCCUCCUCGUCGCCACCGUGACACUGAGGAAUCUCCCAAGAAGGCGAACAUGAUGUUAUCUGGGGGCAAAGCUGGCUUGCUGUCAGCUGAUGUGCUGCGGAGGGAGCAGCAGGAGCUCAGGAGACAAGAGAGAAAUAACAAGCGCUUGGAAGAGGAAUCCCGGCACUCUGAGACCGUCUUCCGAGACAAGUCAGGCCGCAAGAGGGACCUCGUGAAGGAACAACUUGAGCAGAAGCAGAAAGCUGACGCGAAGUCUGAGAGAGAUGAACAAUAUGCCAAGUGGGGAAGAGGACUAGCUCAGGGGAGGCAACAGCAGCAGAAUGUGGAAGAUGCAAUAAAAGAGAUGCAAAAGCCAUUGGCCCGCUAUAUUGAUGAUCAGGAUCUGGAUCGAAUGUUACGAGAGCAAGAGAGAGAAGGAGACCCCAUGGCUGAAUUUAUCAAAAAAAGGAAGGCCAAAGAGAACAAGGACAAGAAAGAGAAACCUAGGUACAGUGGACCAGCACCUCCACUCAACAGAUUCAAUAUAUGGCCUGGGCAUCGCUGGGAUGGUGUGGACAGGUCCAACGGAUUUGAGCAGCAGCGCUUUGCCAGGAUAGCCAGCAAGAAGGCAGUUCAGGAGCUCGCAUAUAAGUGGAGCGUUGAGGACAUGUAGACGAGAGAAAGAGUGGUGUAAAACAGAGCUCCUGAAUCAAUGUUCAUCUACUGUACUGUACAUCUUCAUAUACGGAGGUUCACCUACUGCCACUGCCAGAGCUGUAAGUAAUGGCUCGCUCUGCCUGGACCAAGUGCCAUCCUCGACAUUCAGUGCCCCAGUGGGGAGGAGAGGCUGAAGUGAGAGGCAAGCUUACGGCGCUCCUGAAUGAGGGCUUUCCCGUCAUCCAGAGGGGAUGAACGCAGAGAACUUCAGCAGCGUUACUUGGAGCAGCGCAAUGGCUGAAAUGUGCUGAAGCAGUGUAGUGACUGUUGCCUGCAGGAGUACUUCUGCUCUCUGGCAAUCUCUUGUGCGGUACUGCAGACAAAUUGAUUCCUGGCCUGUUUGUUUCUCUUCUCACAAACUAUAUAAACUAUAUGCCUGGUUGUUUUCUGCCAAAUACUUUGUGCUCUGAAGACGGUUCACAAAUCUUCAGGUGUCUUAAAUCUCAGGUUUUUUCAUGGUGAAAGUAUGCUGAAAACUCAGUCGCUGGAGAGUUACCUUGUCCAGUAGCUCCGCCUAUUCCAGAAUUCAGUUGCAGUUUCAGUUGUAGGCAAGUUCUUCCAGAGAGCAACUGCCCCCUAAAGCUGCUUAACAGUGUGAGCUGAUUUGCCUCUGGGCUGAUGCCAGAUCUCCCCCAUAUCCUUGCUAGGGAGCCCAAAGCACUUCUGAUAAGUGUAUGUCGUUAUCGUGCCCUCUAGUUCAUGGAGUCCCUGACUUGCAGUGGAGUUUGUAAAGCUAAGCCUCUCUUCAUCUGAGUCCGAGUUGUGCUGGAUGGGUCUGUAUGUGGCAAGAAGCUGCUUGCUAUGUAUCACAAGUGCUCUGGCCUAGAAGAGGCUGAGAGAACCUGCAAUGUUGUUUGUGACAGCAAAGUCUUCAGAAGCCCUAGCAGCUCCUUGGGGGUCAUUUUUUUGUGGAAAAAUACAGAGGGGAUUUAAAAUGUUCUCCCUGACUUAUUUUCUUUGGUAUCUAAUGGUCUUGGAUUAGUUCCCCUAGACUUCUCUCCGGACAGUGUUGCUGAUAGCUGGGCAGUUCCUUAGCACUGCUGCCUGGAGAUUUGUUUCAGUGUGAAAUGUAACCCCUCUCAUGACUAGAUUUGUCUGGGCUUGGAGCUGGAGGCCAGACAGUUUCGCUUAAUCCCUGCUUGCAAGAAAGCACUUCUGUUCUUGUUUAUGUACCAGAGAGCAUGUAUUAAGUGCAGCCAGCAGUUUCCGUGGACAUCCCUUGUCGUUAAUAGUGGUCAGGGGCCAGUCAUGAGAGUUACUCUUGCAGUGAUCCUCAUAGAAUAGGAAAGGGUCUGGGUGAGAAGUGUAAUGACAAAGUUCUCUGGAGUUUGUGAGUCUUGAUACUUUCUUCUCUGUUUUUUUUUUUAUUCACCGUUAUUACAUUUUCGGCAAUCCUGGAAGCUGGGUGUACACUUGUAAAUAACAGCUUUCUUUUUUACAUGA